Molecule: messenger RNA, 2160 nt
Organism: Diachasma alloeum
Lineage: Eukaryota; Metazoa; Arthropoda; Insecta; Hymenoptera; Braconidae
Exons: 4
Coding region: 1-2160 (719 amino acids)
Source: RefSeq, a predicted model, not a curated record
AUGCCCGUGCUGAGUCCUCAGCCUGACAGCAGCAGACAGCAGUUCAACCUGUCAUUGAUCGAGCUGGAGGAUUUCACAACGAGCCUCACCUCCAACGACAACACGAGGACACAAACCAACGCAAAUCCCCAGGUUCUGGCCCACGACAACGUCAACAACAACAUCCGGCCUCUUCCAACCUCGGUCAGUACACUUUCAACUCACCCAUGCAAACUUACAGAGUUCAUUAGAACAAAUCCACGUGCAUGGUUCAGCCAAGUAGAGUCUGCAUUCAACAUCUACAACGUCACCACACAAGCAGAGAAAUAUCAUGUUGUCAUCAAUCAUCUUGAAGCUGACGUUUUUAAUGAGAUUUCAGACAUUUUACUAGACCGUCCCGUCGAAAACCAGCAUGGUUAUCUCAAGGAGGAGACCCAGAACCGCUUCACUGACUCAGCAGACAAACAGCUCGAAAAGGCAUUGUCUCAGCUGACUCUUGGUGAUCAAAAGCCUUCCCAGCUCCUUCGCAAAAUGAGAGCCUUAGCAGCAGGACGAGCCUCUGAGGACUUUCUACGGGUCAGAUGGCUUUCCCUCCUGCCCCUCGACGUUCAGAAUAUUCUCAAGGCCACCAGGUUCACAACUUUGAGCGACCUCACCCCCGUCGCAGACGAGCUCAUGGAAGUCUCCUCGACAGCAUCGGUGAUGGCCGCAUGCUCUCACGCAAGGUUCGCUGUGCAAAAAAGCUCAGAUCCAGUGACCACUGAACUCGCAGAGCUCAGACAGGCAAUGACACAACUCAUUAACCUCAACUGGAUCGUGGCAGAGUCCCUCGAGAGACUGCACAUAUCUUCAAGAUCCAGGUCCAGGUCUCGAGCCCCUUCAAUGUCACGCUCUUCGUCGCCACCGCCUCAAGCCUCCGCCUCUCCCAACACCUCCUCGGCGGUGGGCGACAGCGACUUCAACAACAACGACCACGACAUCAGAGAACAUCGCCUAUUUUUCUUCGAUCCUUUACCAAAGACCCAGUUUCUGGUCGACACAGGCUCUGUUAUCUCCAUCAUACCCAGAGUAGCACCUCAACCCCAGGAGAGACCAGCAGAGUUCAAGCUCUACGCUGCCAACGACGUCCAAACAGCCAUCAUCGGAGCAGACUUUUUGGUGCAUUUCGGCCUGCUAGUCGAUCUCCAAGACCCCAGCCUCCUCGACAAGACAACUCAUCUUAAAGCCCCUGGUCAGCUGUGUGAGGCUUCUAUCUACAGCGUCUCCCCAGUUGAGCAGAGCCUCAAGUUUCCUCCAUUUUAUAGCGAGCUUCUCCACAAGUACAUUGACGUCACGAAGCCAGCAGCGAUCCCAUCCAUCAGCACCAGCAGUCGAACGGCUCACCACAUCCCUACGACUGGUCCCCCAGUAGCAGAGCGACCACGUCGUCUUACUAGCGAGAAGCUCCAAGCAGCCAAAGACAACUUCGACCUUCUCUUGCAGUACGGCGUUAUUCGCCCCUCCAGUAGCUCCUGGGCCAGCCCAGUCCACAUGAACGCUCAACGAAUCUUCACAAUGCUCGAUCUGGUACGAGCGUACCAUCAGAUCCCUAUCGCUACCGAGGACAUCGCAAAGACCGCCGUCACCACGCCCUUCGGUCUUUUUGAGUUUGUUGGCAUUCCCCCUGGGCUGUGCAACGCCGCACAAACCUUCCAAAGACACAUGGACGGCCUGCUUCGGGACAUCGACUUCGCUGCGUGCUACAUCGAUGACAUCUCAAUCUUCUCCAAGAACCCUGAAGAGCAUCAACGAGAUGUGGAGACCAUUCUCAAGCUACUGCUGGACAACCACCUGUCCAUCAACCCCAACAAGUGCCAGUUCGGUCAAGAAGAGGUUGAAUACCUAGGUUAUAUUAUAAAUAAACAUGGAUAUUCACCUCCACCAGCCAAGGUUGAGACUAUCCUGCAGUACCCCAAGCCCGAGACAAUUGAGGAUCUACGCCGAUUUCUCGGGAUGGUGAACUACUAUCGACGUUGCAUUCCCCAAGCUGCUACCAUACAAGCUCCUCUCAACGAUCACCUGAAAAAUGCCAAGAAGGACAAACGGAAGGUGCCAUGGACCCCAGAAUCCGAGGCAGCUCUGAAGCUGUGCAAAUUGAGACAAGGCCUUUUGAUUUUAAUAAAUAAUUCACUGAAUAAAUAG